UAUAUUGUCAGAAAAUCGUUUCAUAUCAGUUGAUAUCAAUAAUUAAUAUUUUAUUUGUUUUAAAGAUCUGAAAUAUAGUCGAACUGGCGAUGUGAACUUUCCUCGUUUACACAGUUUCCCUCCACGCUGAGGGAAACUGUGUCCAUGGAUGGAUUCCAGGCUAGGCAACUGUUGUUGCUAGGCAACCAAGGAGCAAGUGUGUUAGUUGAUGUCACCAACCCAGCCUACAUCUCCCAGAAUGCUUUUGGUUCUGGAUCAGAGUUCAGUGAAUAUUGCAUAGAUUUAAUAUUCAGUCAGAAUAUUCAAUAUAUAGAGUUGAAUAUUCUAUAUAUUGUGAGACAUAUUGAUCACAUGACUAUCACAAUUUAUAUUUUUAUUGAUUUACUGUCCAGCAAUCAGUUUUAAUGAAAUAAUUUAAUCAGUGAACAGUUUUUUGGGGAUUGUUUUACAAAGCUGUAGGAAAGUUUAGUGGAGCAGCGGUUUUCUUUUCCUCUGUAGAAAGGGAGAGUUGCAGAUUAGGCUGCGUGCACACGUGUGUGUGUGUGUGUGUGUGUGUGUGUGUGUCAGGCAGCGGCGGCUCAGCGGGCGGCAGGAUGUCGGCUGCAGCUGACUCGCCUCAGAACAGCAGCAGGAGAAGCAGAACCAGACGGAGGAGAUCUGGAGCAGCAGCAGAACCCGAGCCGGACGGAGCCACUUCCACUGUAGCAGUGAAGGGUUUUAAUCAUGAGUGUGGAUGAAGAUUCCCGCUGGCUGGAGUGGGUAACCAAACAGUUUGAGACCAUCGCUGGAGACGACAAAGAAAUCGACAUCGAUGAGUUUAAAACUGCACUCAAAGUCAAAGAGUCUUUCUUUGCCGAGCGUUUCUUUGCUCUGUUCGACUCGGAUGGCAGCGGAUCCAUCAGUCUGGACGAGCUGCUCAAAGCUCUGAACCUCCUCAUCCACGGCGACGAGACUGACAAGCUGCGCUUCCUGUUCCAGGUCUACGACGUCGACGGCAGCGGUUCCAUCGACCCAGACGAGCUGAGAACGGUUCUGAAGUCAUGUCUGCAGGAGAGCGCCAUCUCUCUGCCAGAAGAGAAACUGGACGACCUGACACUGGUUCUGUUCGAGUCCGCCGACAAAGACAGCAGUGGCUCCAUCACCUUCGAAGAACUGAAAGCUGAGCUGGAGAACUUUCCGGAGGUGAUGGAGAAUCUGACCAUCAGCGCCGCUAACUGGCUGAAACCGCCGGAUCAGGAGCAGAAGAAGCCUCAGACGCCCCGGUACCUGACCCGGGCCUACUGGCAGAACAACAGCCGGAAGCUUCUGUUCCUGUGCGGCUACGUUCUGCUCAACCUGAUGCUCUUCGUCGCCGCCAUGUUGUACCACCGCAAAGGUGGCGGCUGGUUCAUGCUGGCCAAGGGCUGUGGCCAGUGUCUGAACUUCAACUGCACCUUUGUGAUGGUGUUGAUGCUGCGCCGCUGUCUGACGUGGCUCCGGGCCACCUGGGUCGUCAGAAUCCUUCCUCUGGACCAGAACAUCCUGCUGCAUCAGAUCGUCGGCUACGCCAUCCUCUUCUUCACACUAGUGCACACAGCGGCACACAUCAUCAACUUUGCCCGGAAGUCGCAAAGCGGGGGGUUCAGUCUGUGGGAGUACCUGUUGACCACCAGGCCGGGGAUCGGCUGGGUGAAAGGGACGGCGUCGCUGACCGGGGUCAUCCUACAGCUGCUGAUCUGCCUCAUGGUGUUCUGCUCCAGCACCUUCGUCCGUCGCAGCGGACACUUCGAGGUGUUCUAUUGGACUCACCUGUCCUACAUAUGGGUCUGGAUCCUCCUCAUUAUUCAUUGUGCAAACUUCUGGAAGUGGUUUGUGGUUCCAGGCUUCGUCUUCCUGCUGGAGAAGAUCGUGGGAAUCGCCGUGUCUCGUAUCGGAGGCCUUUACAUCGUAGAAGUCAACCUGCUGCCGUCCAAGGUGACUCACCUGGUGAUCAGGCGUCCCCAGUUCUUCCAGUUUAAACCUGGAGACUACAUCUACAUCAACAUCCCUGUGAUCGCCAAGUACGAGUGGCACCCGUUCACCAUCAGCAGCGCCCCCGAGCAGCCAGACACCAUGUGGCUACAUGUGCGCUCCAUGGGCCAGUGGACCAACCGGCUGUACGAAUACUUCAGGCAGCCGGAGAGCCAGUCGGUUUGUCCCAAGUGGCUGGCCACCAGCCUGAGAAAGCAGCGCCAGGAGAAGCGGCAGCAGAAGAACCAGAUGUUCCUCUCCUCAGAGUCACAGAAAGCCGUGGCUUCGAACCAGGAUGACACCAUCAAGCUGACGAUGUUCCGGCAGAAUGGGUCGCAGUCUGGAUCAGCUUCGGACCCAGAGACUCAGGUGGAGUUUCCUCCAGAGAAGUCUGGGCUCACAGAGAGAGGAGAAGUCCCACCACUCAGAGAGGUUUCUGCCAAGUCUGGUGAGAAUCACAGAUUCUGCAACAUAAAGUGUUACGUAGACGGACCGUACGGAACUCCGACCCGGCAGAUCUUCGCCUCGGAACACGCCGUGCUAAUCGGAGCAGGAAUAGGAAUCACACCUUUCGCCUCCAUCCUGCAAAGCAUCAUGUACCGGUAUCGCAUGAGAAAGCACACCUAUCCCAACUGUAGCUCCACAGGGUGUGAAAACGUUAAAGAUAGCGACAUGAGGCUGCGUAAAGUCGACUUCAUCUGGAUCAAUAGAGACCAGAAGUCCUUUGAAUGGUUUGUUAGUUUGCUGACCAAGCUGGAGAUGGAGCAAGCCGACGGGGAGCCAGAGGGUCAGUUCCUGGAGAUGCACAUGUACAUGACCUCAGCGCUCAGCAAGAACGACAUGAAGGCCAUCGGCCUGCAGAUGGCGCUCGACCUUCUGGCCAAGAAAGAGGAGAAAGACUCCAUCACAGGCCUGAGGACCAGAACUCAGCCAGGCCGACCCAAAUGGGAGAAGGUUUUCCAAAAACUGUCCGAGGAAAACAAAGGAAAAGUUCAUGUGUUUUACUGCGGCGCUCCAGCUCUGGCUAAAGUCAUCAAAGCUCAGUGCGAACACUUCGGCUUCAACUUCUAUAAGGAAAAUUUCUGAGGAUGUCUCUGUUGAUUUGGUUUUAUAUUUCUAUGAGGACAAAACCUGACAGAACACCAGCUAAAGGAAGCAAACUGCAGUCCCACUAAAAAUUUAAGACUUAUUUAGACUCAGAGUUACGUUUUAGUUAGAUUUAAUGUAGGGAUUCGGUUAUGAUGCUUACUGUAAAUGGAAUGUCUCUAUUUGUAUCUCAAAAUAUAAGUCAUAAUUGUUGGAAUUAAAAUGUAUUUCUUUUCUAUUUAAAAAAAACAUGAACCAUAAAUCUCAGAGUCAGUCAUUUGUUACAGCUAGUCUUUGUUAAAUUCAAUAAAUGGAUAAAUUACACACAUUGAUUCAGUCUACUUUAAGCAUUUCUUUUUCUGGUAUAAUGCCUUGUCUAAUUCCUUGCAAAGCUGUCAUUCUAGUAAGCUGCCUACAACACACUAUCUUCCACACUUUUUCUUUCCACUCAACUUUCUACCUCUAUGUUUGAAAUAGCACAGUAAAGAACAGCUUUUUGAGCAAUGAUUUUGAGCAAUGAUCUGUGGUGACUCACCCUCAUUUUGAAAGUCCAUAGCAUAUUUUUUGUAAUCCACAAAUAGUUUGAGUGUAUAUCUUAUGAAUUGUAUUACUAAAAUAAAGUAACUUUUAACGCUAAUCUAAUUAUUGGAAUUGACUUGGAUCUAUCCAUAUGUAUGUUAGUUAAAAUAAACUUUUUUUGU
This is a messenger RNA of Poecilia latipinna (sailfin molly), 3776 nucleotides long. RefSeq names its product NADPH oxidase, EF-hand calcium binding domain 5 (gene nox5). Gene Ontology annotation, cellular component: plasma membrane; NADPH oxidase complex. NCBI's taxonomy places the organism in Eukaryota, Metazoa, Chordata, Actinopteri, Cyprinodontiformes, Poeciliidae. The coding region runs from base 724 to 3075 and encodes 783 amino acids. The record is from RefSeq and is a predicted model, not a curated record. Gene Ontology annotation, biological process: defense response; superoxide anion generation. The transcript is spliced from 17 exons. Gene Ontology annotation, molecular function: superoxide-generating NAD(P)H oxidase activity; calcium ion binding.